Saccostrea cuccullata (small rock oyster) is the source of this 1689-nucleotide messenger RNA. RefSeq lists its product as uncharacterized. Gene Ontology annotation, molecular function: zinc ion binding; ubiquitin protein ligase activity; translation repressor activity. The transcript has a single exon. The record is from RefSeq and is a predicted model, not a curated record. Gene Ontology annotation, biological process: negative regulation of translation; proteasome-mediated ubiquitin-dependent protein catabolic process; protein polyubiquitination. The coding region runs from base 9 to 1664 and encodes 551 amino acids. Lineage: Eukaryota; Metazoa; Mollusca; Bivalvia; Ostreida; Ostreidae.
UCUAAAUCAUGGGUUUAGGACCGAGCUCCCAGUGUAAGAUACGGCAAUGUUCUCAGUGUCAUAGGGACACAGAAUUCUACUGUAACACUUGUAAACAAGACCUGUGUCUACAGUGUAAAGAGAGACAUGUUACUGAUCUAGCUACUAUAUAUCAUGAUGUUGUGGCUCUCCGAGAAAAACAUGACUCUAUUCAAAAACAGGAGAGUUGUGUGAAACAUCCAAACAAAAUUCAUAGUCAAUUUUGUUAUUCUUGUGACAUUCCUGUCUGUGUCAAAUGUACAGAACACAGGGAACAUGAAAGAUUGGACAUAAGAUUAGCAUAUGAAGCAAAGCUUCCACAGUGUGAAGAAUUUCUAUUCAUCACUAGAAAUGAAACUUUAUAUAAGAGCUAUUUUCUCCUUGCAGAAAUCAGAUCUGAUCGAAAAACCUUUCCCAAAGUAAUCUCCAACUUCCAAACAAAGAUGUCGGCAAAAGGUCAAAAUUUGAAGGACCUCUUUGACACAGUGAUAUGUGAUGUUAAAAUUAGACGUAAAUGUUUUAUUUAUAGAUUGCAACACCAGAUCCGAACAAUGAACCGCCACCUUGCCAGCAUUGAGAACUAUGAACACAGAUAUGAACACUCAGCAAACAAACCUGUAGAAUUUCUCGUGUACCUGAAGAAAUCAUUCUCCCAAAGAAUAACAGGACCUACUUAUCUUCAAAAACAUGCCCUGGUCCCCCUUUGUGCCAAAAUAAACACGGAUUCAUAUGCCUUGAUAACGUUACUGGGUCAAAUCCAACUGAGAGAGACAAGAAAAAGACAAAUAAAAAAGGAAAGUUUACUAAAACUGAUAUCCUCACCCGUGUUAUAUAAAACUGUGGGAGUGAAAGGAGUUAGGGGUAUAACACACAUAUCCCAUGUGACAUCUGACCGAUUCUGGAUCAGUGAUAAAUACAAUCUUAUCUUAACAAACGUAGAAGGUGUCACGCUAAAUCGUUUGGCUGAUAUGGGUAGGUAUAGCUGGAGUUGUGGACUACACACUGUAAACUACGCAGGUGAUCUUAUUUAUAUUGACGAGGAUUAUAACAUCAGAAAACUGUCUAAAGAUAACAGAACAAAGUCUACACUGAUAAAGAAAACAAAACCAUGGGUGCCACGUUGCGUCUACUGGUCUCCCUCCACCGGGGACUUGCUGGUCGCUAUGUUCAAUUCCGAUACAAAGACAGCCCAGGUUAACCGUUACAAUGACAAAAGAGAACACAUACAGACAAUGCAGAACAACAACACAGGUCGGGAACUGUAUAAAGGACCUGUAUACAUCACAGAAAACAAUAACGGAGAUGUCAUUGUGUCUGACUAUUUCCGUGGUGUUGUGGUGACACAAGAUGGAGAUAAACAUCGCUUCUCCUACACAGGUCCUCCAUCAGGAUCACGACUUUAUCCACAAGGAAUCUGUACAAACUCCCUUUCGCAUAUCCUGGUGUGUGAUUGGUUCAGCAACAGUAUUCAGAUGAUUGACAAAGAGGGCCACUUUUUAACACUGAUACAGACACUGCAACAGGAUAUACACAGACCAAGAAGCCUGAGUUAUGAUAAUAAAACUCGUCAUCUGUGGGUUGGUUCAGACAAUGAUAAUACAAUUUAUGUAUACAAAUGUAUAGAGAGAGAGCUUUCUGAAAACUAAUUGUAGAUAAAUUGACAUACUAUAG